Molecule: messenger RNA, 634 nt
Organism: Papilio machaon (common yellow swallowtail)
Lineage: Eukaryota; Metazoa; Arthropoda; Insecta; Lepidoptera; Papilionidae
Product: helix-loop-helix protein delilah
Exons: 1
Coding region: 34-552 (172 amino acids)
Molecular function (GO): protein dimerization activity
Source: RefSeq, a predicted model, not a curated record
CUGCGGCAGUGGCCAGUAGUGCGCCGGCACUCGAUGCCAGAUCACGACAAGUACCAGUUGCGGCCGCGGGCAGCGCGUGCCCGCGAGCCCCGCGCCCGCCGUCCGCCACAACCCCUCAGCAAGUACCGCAGGAAGACCGCCAAUGCAAGAGAACGGAGUCGAAUGCGGGAGAUCAACCGCGCCUUUGAAACUCUACGGCAAGCGGUGCCGGCUGCAGCCAUCACCGGCGCCCCGGUGCCUUGCGAGAAGCUUACCAAGAUCACCACAUUGAGGCUCGCAAUGCGGUACAUCACCGCACUAUCUUCCGCUCUCAGAGACUCCAGUCCGGACAGCGAGAGUGAAACCAGACUGGAGUGUUGGCCUUCGGACUCGAGUACGGAUCGUGAGGCGGAGACCAGACCGGAUCGCUGGCCGUCACCUCUCUGCUCGGACCUUUCCGAGUUCUCCACAGGGCAGGAGACGCCUUCAGAGUUCGCGGAGGACUCGCUUUCGCCCUUCGACACCUUCUUUGCGGAGUUCGACUAUGUGGACGUGGACAGAACUUUCGCGUGACAGUGCCGUGUUGUGCCGGACUUGCUAGGUACCCAUACAGUACGUUUGCCAUAAUAUUAUUAAUUAACUUUAUUUCAUAGUC